Messenger RNA from Patiria miniata (bat star), 5847 nucleotides. RefSeq names its product exocyst complex component 4-like (gene exoc4). Gene Ontology annotation, cellular component: synapse; exocyst; growth cone membrane. The transcript has 24 exons. The record is from RefSeq and is a predicted model, not a curated record. NCBI's taxonomy places the organism in Eukaryota, Metazoa, Echinodermata, Asteroidea, Valvatida, Asterinidae. Gene Ontology annotation, biological process: exocytosis; Golgi to plasma membrane transport; chemical synaptic transmission. Bases 1 to 2997 code for a protein of 998 amino acids.
AUGGCGACCAAGAAAGGUUCCGUGAAAAAUCGUCAAGCUCCGAACCCCAAUGUCUCCGGCUUCAAUGCUCCACCAACAGGUCAAAUGGCGAAUGCGGCGGGGAAACCAGCCAAAGAAUCGACUGGAAGUGGCACUGGGCUGCUGAUGUCGGUCAUCCGAACAUUAUCAGCAAGUGAAGACCUACAUCAGAGGGAGGUUGAGAAAGCCAAACUAGAGAAAGCUUACCGGGAAUGCGACCAAAGACUGGAUAAACUCAUCACAGUCAACUAUGACACCCUGACCAAGACCAUCCAGGCCUACAGCGCCAUCUCCAGUCGCAUCAAGUCCGCCCGGGAGCGGGUCAAGAGCCUCAAGUCAGACCUGCUGUCCUGCAAGGACCUGCUGCACUGCCGCAGGGAUGAACUCAGGAAGCUGUGGCUAGAUGGGAUGGAGCAGAAGCAUGUGCUGACCCUGCUGGAUCAGAUUGAAGAGGUGAAGAAUGUCCCCCAGCAGCUUGACAUCUAUCUGAAGAGCAAGCACUACCUCCAUGCUACCGAGCUGAUUACUAAGACUGUGGCUCAUCUUGAAAGUGAUCUGAAGGGAGUAGAGGCCCUCAGCGAACUCAAGAUGGAGAUGUUCACUCGCAAAGAGCAUCUACACAAGGUCCUGAUUGAAGAGCUGACCGAGCACCUGUAUGAGAAGUCGGCCGUGACCUUCCAGGUCAACUUCGUCCGCGGGGGGUCGUUCCGGGGCUCGGCCCAGGAUGGAACCUCGCCGGCAGGAAGCAAGAAACACACCCUGCUGGAGCUGGCCACAAUGGCCAAGCAGCAGAGGGCGUCCAGGGUACAUUCACACUCAUUGACGCUGACAGUUCCCGACGGGACAGAAGAAGAGAACAAGCCAGUCGUAGAAGAUCUGAACGAAGACCCGGAGGCCAAUUCUGAACACUACAUGGCCGUCCUGGUGGAAUCGUUGUCCCUCCUCAAAAGGACAUCAGAGGCAGUCGAGUCCAUUAAACGAUGCGUGCAAGUGGAACUCUCCAAGAUCGUACAAAGGACAACAACAGAGGUGGCCGAAAAUGCCAAGCAGCGAGGGGAGAACAUCACGCAGCACAACCAGCCUAAGCUUCUGGUUGAGCUUCUUGAGCUGCUGUUUGAGCGAUUCCACUGCGUGGCCAGCGCGCAUUCAUGUGUACUGGGAUCUCUCCAGCGUGUAGCGGCAAGUGAUAUUCAGCUCUAUACCACGAAUGACAUCUGGUCCAACAUACAGACAGUCUUGCAAGUGCUUCUGGGUAAUUAUCUGGACGUACGAAAUGUGACGGCAUCUGUUCAGCAGUCGUCCAGUGCAUUCAACGAGGCGCUGACUGAUAUCGGGCUGUACUUCAGCCGCCGCAAGACUGCCCGUCAGAGGAAGGUUCCCCUGUUCCGUUUUGAGAUGUCCUCCCACGCCAUCAGCAUGACCAACUACAUGAGGGAACAGAAACAGGAAUACUACGGAUUUGACGGCAUAAUGAAAGUCAAAGAAACAACCAAGGAUGGGACGUUCCAGACUGAGGACGAGAAGGAGGGCGAGGAGGCGCCCAUGGUAUGCAAGCCCAGCGUCAAGAACAUCACCCUCAUCUUCAAGCCGGUCAACAGCUUCAUCAGGGACAUUGAGAUGUCCAUGAAUCUCCCAGAUGGACGCCAUUGCACCCUUCAUGAGUUCAUCAGUGACUACGUCAAAGAUAUCUUCCUGGGACAUCUCCUGGAUGAAAUUGAGACUAAUCUACACGCUGCAACCAAAGGUGGUGACGCCCUGAAGUCCCUCGUAGACAGUGCCACCCAGAAGUUGGUGGGUGCUCCCCGCCCCUUGCUGAACAGCACCGUCAUCAUAGACCACGCCAUCUCUGAUCUCCGUCAACUCAUGAUGGACCUGCCGACCUACGCGGAUCAGUUCCUCAACAUGAUCUGUAACAUACUGCAGGAGUACAAGGACACCUGUUAUGCAAUAUACAGAGGCCUGGUUCAGCCGGAGUCGGAGGACAAGCGCAUCGUGAGUGCCAGCUGGUUGAAAGAUGAGGAUAUCAACCAGUGCUUACGACAACUCCCCAACUGGGUCAACCUGCAAGCCCUCAGCAAACCGGGCAAGGAUAGCAAAGACAGCGCAGUGCUGGAGACUAUUGAAGACAUCCGAGAGAGAAACGCCAAGGAGUCCGAACUUCUUGUGAUAAACCUUGGCGACAAGCUCUUGCAGAAACACGAGGUGCUGUGUGACAUCCCGUCUCUCAAGCUGCUUGCCAAUCUACAUGAAAGUCUGGAAUGGUUCUCAAGCGGUAUCCGGAUGUUUGCUGGCUCGUUGCCAAGUAGCGGCAUUAACAUGCUCACAACUCCAGGGGGCGUAACAUUAGAGGUGCCUGCGGUUGAGAACAGCCUCCUUCACACCUUGAUCGCCCAGGCCAAGGAGUUCAAGGAACUGGCCGACAUUUGCCUGCAGGUGCUGCAUCUUGAGCUCAGGCUACACUGUUUCUUCUACCUUCUCCCUGUUGCCAAACAGUCCAGUUUCCACAUCAGCGCCGACAGCGUGGACCCGGACCCCAACGUCUUGAAACUCAACAAGGACCUAACCACGCUGGAGGAGGCCCUCAGCCCAAGCCUCAUGCCUCACAAAUUCAAGUAUGUGUUUGAAGGCUUAGGUCAUCUCGUCUCCUUCAUCCUCAUCAACAGUGCCCAGUACGUCAAGAGAAUCAACGAAAACGGCAUCAAGAAAAUGUGUCGGAAUAUCUUCAUCCUUCAGCAGAACCUGACCAACAUCACCAUGUCGCGGGAGACCGAUCUGGACCAGGCCCGCAACUACUACGAACUCAUGUAUAAAAGCACAGACGAGAUUCUGAAUGGCAUUGUUGAGCAAGGGGCCUUCUUCAAAGAGCUGGAGUACAGGAACAUUGUGCACCUGCAGCAACGCAGCAGCCCCGCCUACGACCAGAGACACCUGGCUAAGAUGCUCAAGAAGCUGGAAGAGAUCAUGAUGGAGGCCGUCUAGGCUCCUCCCCCUGUCUUAAGCCCCUCCCGUGAAGCCCCAAUAGCCUUGCUUGCAGCCAGAAAUAUUUAGCUUUGAUGUUCAAAAAGCUGGAAGAUAUGAUGAAGGCUAUUUAGGGUGCUCCUUCUCUUCUAGGCCCCUCCCUUGAAGUCCCAGUUGCCUUGCUUACUGCCAGGAUAAGUUGGCUUUGCUACUCAAAAAAAUGGAAGAUAUCGUGAUGAAGGCUGACUAGGCUCCUCCCCCUCUGCCAAGCCCCUCCCAUGAAGCCCCAGUAGCUUCUUGUGAAGCCAGAGAUAUUUAGCUUUGCUGUUCAAAAAGCUGGAAGAUAUGAUGGAGGCUAUUUAGGCUCCACCCUCUCUGCCAAGCCCCUCCCAUGGAGUCCCAGUAGCCUCGCUUACUGCCAGAAUUAAUUGGCUUUGAUACUCAAAAACUGGAAGAUAUCAUGAUGGAGGCUGACUAGGCUCCUCCCCUCUGCCAAGCCCCUCCCAUGAAGCCCCAGUAGCCUCACCCACAGCAAGAAAUAUUGGGUGUUCAAGGAGUUUUACGAGAUCAUGAUGGAGGCUCUCUAGGCUCCUCCCCCUCUUGUAAGCCCUCCCACAAGUUAAGCCUCAGCAAACCUGCCAAUGACCAGAGACACCUGGUCCAAAUGCUCAGUGAGCUGGAAUACUAAUUGCUCCUCCCCCUCUCCUAAGCCCCUCCUACGCCAAUGGUAGAUCUUUCUGUGGAGCACGCUCUCUCUUUUUCAAUCCCCAAAAAGCCAUGCAAAACCUGAAACAUUUCAAGAAAUAAUAUAAACUUUUUGCCAUUCCAAGUGUGAAAAUGCCGAGCAGAAGUCGCGUGUAUUUAAAUUGACUUUGUUUGAACUCUAUGUUCGGACUGAAUGUUUUUAAAAGACAUUAACGGAUUUUGAUGUACCUAGAUUGAGGUAGCUCAGUUAAUAUGAAUUGUAGGCAAAUGUGUACUUUGCAGAAAUGACAGGCUGCUGAAUAUAUGUCUUUCAUUUCACAUAACUGUGACGUAUUUCGUCAUGAAGUGUCCACAAGCUGCCUAACAAUUCUCAAGGGUUCGAUACAGCUACACAAAGUUGGUGGCCAUGUUGAACAUGCCAACUUGAGAUACAUUGAACUCGUGAUCUGUUGAAUCUAUGAAUGUAAAAUAUCUUUGUACAGAAAGGACUUCACUAACGUACCAAGUUAUACAUUUUUGUUGCGCCAAAUUCAAAGGAAUCCCUGAGUUAAGGAAAUCUAUUUUUAUUUCUGUUCACUAUUUCUCUCUUUUUUUUCUGAAAUAUUACAUUCAGAGAGUAUUUUAUCAAGGGGAAAUACAUCUUCAAGAUUUGAAAAUGAGACUUAGUUCUCUGUUUUGAUCAAAAAGCUUCAAAACAUUAGUCAAGUUGACCAAAGAUUAGAUCUACUUAACUUUUUUGCUUGUGCUUUUGGUUUUCUGAUGUGACCACAGAAAAACUUCUAUGACCCAGCAGUUUUUGUUUGACUUGUAUUAUGCGAAAGAUAACUGUUAUUUUUUACAUUUUAGCAUUAUAGAAUGCAUGUGCAAUAUACUCAUAUGAUAAUGGCAAGCUAAUCAAGAAUUUAAAUUUGAUGUCAACAAAAAUUGAAAAGCACUCAAAACAUAUCAAACAAGUGUUUCCAGAUAAGUUUUCAUGAGGAUUUAAUUAACGGAAAUUAUAAAUCCCGUACACUAUAGGACAGUGCUCACAAAACGGCAAAACAUCGAUCAGAACAAAUAAAAAUUGCUCAAAAACCUUGGGUGAUAAAAAGCUAACUGGUUUGAAAAAACAAAACUUCAGCCACAAAUGUUUGUCCAAAGUGUCAUUAAAAAAAUGCAUUUUGACAUUCAGCAAUCCUCUAUUGCUUUUGAAUGGUUCAAACUUUGUUGAAGUGGUUUAUAAACGUGAAUAUCAUUUAUUCAGUUCAGAUAUUAAUUUUUGUAUGCAUAAGUGCUUGCCUAAUUUAAAGAAAUGAUUUGCAAGGCUAAAUUAAUAUUUUUUUAAUCAGGUUUAUGCCAAAUUCAGAUAAAAAAGAUUGGAAAAAUAUAGCGUAAGUACCUUUAAAAAAAAAAAUUGAGGAAAUAAAUUUAAAGCAUAAUUCAUAGAUUAUGCAAGAAACACAAACAUAAAAUGUCAGUCACUUUGUUUUUAUUUAUGAUUCAUUUCAUGAUUCAUGUACUACUCAAAUGUUUACAAUACUAAAUAGUUAAAAGUUACAAAGUCUAGGAAACAGAUGUCUUGCAUUGCAAUUGUAAACAAUUAUCCUUUUUUUAAUUUCAUUCAUACAAUACUAUUUAACCACGAAGUCUGCAGGAACUAACAAGUACGCCGGCACGUACUUGUAAGGACCACUUGCGUGCAACAAUAUUUUGCCGUACCAGCGAAACAAAGUAUCCUUUCGGAGGGGAAGCCUUCCCUAACAUCUAAACUUCCACUUUAUCCUGAGCUAAACUUGCUUCAGCCAAAACAGGUACGAGACAGGAAUACAGGUAUUGCGCAUUUGAAAACACCGUGGAACUAUCACAAAAUGCCUGUGUAUAUGUUGUUACAGCACCAGAGCGUUGGACAGGUAGAAUCAUUUAAAAGAAAACCGUGCCUGAAUGGCUGAAGUAUUUACUCAUUAUUACUUGCAGGUAAAUCUAAGUGAAGAAUCGUUGUACACUCGCACUGGCCCCCAGUAAUGGUGGAAACAUUGCACUAGCUAUUGUUCAGAGUACCAGUCAUGGAGCGGUGGUUUUGUACAAUGGCUUACGCAAUGCUUCCCGCACUACUGGAGACCACCGUGAGUGUACUGUACAUAAUAGGUCUGUACUUGAACAAUUACUUAAAACAGAGUUGUCUCAUUU